GACAGCUAGCCAAGAAGCAGAGACUGGAGGGGGGAGUGAUUGAACCGGCGGAAGAGAGAACAGGAUGGCACUAUCCAGCUUCCAACCACAUAGCCCCAGGCCAAGGAGAGGCACAGGUAGGAAGAGGUUAAGAAAUCCUGAGCUCCGGAGACGGAAGCUAUCCGUGUGCUGGUAAUGGUUCAGAUUGGAGAGUCCCCGAGAGAAUCCUUGACUGUCCCUGCGCUGGCUCGACCAGUUACCCCCAAAGUUGCUGUUAGCUGGACACGGGGAGCACCCUUCUCACAAAUGCUUCCCUCGGCCCCAGAUUUUUCUGCAGUGCCUGGCAUGAACUCUGGUCUGGGGAUUCUGACGUCUGCUUCAGUCUAUAUGUGAUGAAGCCAAACUAUGGCUGGAGAUUCUAGGAAUUCCAUGAACCAAGACAUGGAGAUUGGAACUACCCCUAGAGACCCCAGGAAGAUUCCCAAACAGGCCCGUGAUUAUGUCCCCAUCACCACUGAUCGGACCCGUCUCCUGACUGAAACCAAGAAGCCCCGGCAGCGAUACAUGGAGAAGAGUGGCAAGUGUAAUGUGCAUCAUGGAAAUGUCCAGGAAACCUAUCGCUACUUGAGUGACCUCUUCACAACGCUGGUGGAUUUGAAGUGGCGCUUCAAUCUCCUAGUCUUCACCAUGGUCUACACCAUUACUUGGUUGUUCUUUGGCUUCAUUUGGUGGCUCAUUGCAUACAUUCGGGGAGAUCUGGACCACGUUGGAGACAAAAACUGGGUUCCUUGUGUUGAGAAUCUCAGUGGCUUUGUCUCUGCCUUUCUGUUCUCCAUUGAGACAGAGACCACCAUUGGAUAUGGCUUCCGGGUCAUCACAGAGAAGUGUCCAGAGGGAAUCAUCCUCCUAUUGGUCCAAGCCAUCCUGGGUUCCAUAGUCAAUGCCUUCAUGGUGGGCUGCAUGUUUGUCAAGAUCAGUCAACCCAAGAAGAGGGCAGAGACUCUCAUGUUUUCUAACAAUGCAGUCAUUUCUAUGAGGGAUGAUAAGCUUUGUCUCAUGUUCCGGGUGGGGGACCUCCGAAACUCUCACAUUGUAGAGGCCUCCAUACGAGCCAAGCUCAUCAAGUCCAGGCAGACCAAAGAAGGGGAGUUCAUUCCCCUAAAUCAAACAGACAUUAAUGUAGGCUUUGACACUGGGGAUGACCGCCUUUUCCUGGUAUCCCCUCUCAUCAUCUCCCAUGAAAUCAAUGAGAAGAGUCCUUUCUGGGAGAUGUCCAGGGCACAGCUGAAUCAGGAGGAGUUUGAGGUGGUGGUCAUCUUAGAAGGCAUGGUAGAGGCUACAGGGAUGACUUGCCAGGCCCGCAGCUCUUACAUGGACACUGAGGUUCUCUGGGGUCACCGCUUCACGCCGGUUCUCACCCUAGAGAAGGGCUUCUACGAGGUAGACUACAACACCUUCCAUGACACCUACGAGACCAACACCCCCACCUGCUGUGCCAAGGAACUGGCAGAGGCCCAGCGAGAAGGGAGGCUCCUUCAGUACCUCUCCAGCCCCACUCUGUUAGGGGGAUUGGGCCAAAAGGCAGAGGAAGGAGAGGAAGAAGCUGAGGCGGGUAGAGCCAGAGAGACUAGUAGCUCUGUGUGACUGCCAUGCCCCGGGGGAAUGGAACACCACCUUCCAGUGGCUUUUCUCCAGCUGGAGACCCUUAUGACUCCAUAAGGCAAAUUAACUAAGAUGUGUUAUUUAGGUGUCUGGAAACAUGAGCGGCUUGGAGAAGAUAGUUAUUCUAGACAGCCCUCCCCUUUCCCAACGAGAUGCCAUCCUGUGCACCAUGACACAUAGAGACCUUGCUAAGCUACCUGCUCUUACACCUGUAAGGGUUAUAGUUCUGUCCCUCCCAUCUCUUCCCAACUGAAUGAUGUCUAGGGGUCCAAGGUGAAAGUGGGACUUUCUGUCUUAUAAUUGUGAUGUCUUUGUUUUUUACUGCUUAGCCCCUAAUUUCUCUUCCCACUGACCCUGGUGCUUUCCCUGAGCUAGAUUUCUAGGCUGCUCACAGCAAACAUUGCUGAAGGGCUGGGACGGAAGAGGAGAUGGAAGGGGCAAGAGGCACUUCUGCCCUUGGGUCCAUUAGGCCAUGAAGUAGAUUCUCAAAAGAGGCAUCCCCUCCCUUCAGAGAAGGAAGCACUCUUUAUUUGAGAGCUUUUGCCAGUUGGUAGGGCUGGCAUUGAAGAAAGAAUACUGUUUGAGAUCUUUGUUAUUAGUGUGUUGAGUUGGGUUUGUUUUUAAAAUGUAGUCUAUUCACUCUCUUAGAAGUUCCUAGUAAAACCUGGACCUAUGUCUUAGUAAAACCAGACCAGGGAUGUCAGAUUAAAUUUGGUUUUUAUUAGCAAUUUAUAAAA
Molecule: messenger RNA, 2378 nt
Organism: Antechinus flavipes (yellow-footed antechinus)
Lineage: Eukaryota; Metazoa; Chordata; Mammalia; Dasyuromorphia; Dasyuridae
Gene: KCNJ5
Product: potassium inwardly rectifying channel subfamily J member 5
Exons: 4
Coding region: 385-1623 (412 amino acids)
Biological process (GO): regulation of monoatomic ion transmembrane transport; potassium ion import across plasma membrane
Cellular component (GO): plasma membrane
Molecular function (GO): G-protein activated inward rectifier potassium channel activity
Source: RefSeq, a predicted model, not a curated record